AUGACUACUAAUCACAUAGUUAUUAUCCUCGCGUCGUUCAUGAUCUUCUUCCUCGUCGUUCCCGCUCUUCCGGCCGAUGCUGAAAGCCGAGGCUUCCGCGGCACCAUGAUCCGCCGUGCCCGCACUGAUACCACCGCCAUCAACUUCACGCAGGCCGCUCAAGAGUCUCACCGUCGGCUGUCAUUCCUCGCCGCCCGGUCCCAAGUCGACAAGCAGUCCUCGGCGAGCCACUUGGACAGUAAUAGUAACACAGAGACAGUACCCCUGUGGAUGGACGGCGUCGUCGGCGCCUACGACAUGGAGUUCUCCAUCGGCACGCCGCCACAGGAGCUGACAGCCCUCGCCGACACCGGCAGCGACCUGAUCUGGACCAAGUGCGGCGCCGGCGCCGCGUGGGGCUCCUCCUCCCCUUCGUACCACCCCGACAAGUCGUCCUCGUUCACCAAGCUCCCGUGCUCGCACCGUCUGUGCACCGCCCUGCGGUCUGUCGCACGGUGUGCCGCCGGCGGCGCCGAGUGCGACUACACGUACUCUUACGGCCUUGGCGGCGGCGGCGACCGUCCCCAGUACACGCAGGGGUUCCUCGGGAGCGAGACCUUCACUCUCGGCGGCGAAGCGGUGCCGGGCGUCGGCUUCGGCUGCACCACCGCGUCGGAGGGCAACUACGGCACCGGCUCCGGCCUCGUCGGGCUCGGCCGCGGGCCCCUGUCCCUCGUCUCCCAGCUCCACGUCGACACCUUCAUGUACUGCCUCACCCGUGACGCCUCCAAGGCCAGCCCUCUGCUGUUCGGCUCACUAGCCACCAUGACAGGCGCCGGCGUGCAGUCCACCGGCCUCCUCGGGUCCACCACCUUCUACGCCGUGAACCUGCGUAGCAUAACGAUCGGCUCGGCGACGACGGCCGGCGUUGGCGGACCCAAUGGCGUCGUGUUCGACUCCGGCACGACGCUGACGUAUCUUGCUGAGCCGGCGUACACGGAGGCGAAGGCGGCGUUCCUGUCGCAGACGAACCUUACCCAGGUAGAGGAUAGGGACGGAUACGAGGCGUGCUACCAGAAACCUAGCAAUGGCAGGCUGCUCUCGAGCGCUGUCCCGGCGAUGGUGCUGCAUUUCGACGGCGGCGCUGACAUGGCCUUGCCGGUGGCAAACUACGUCAAGGAAGUGAACGACGUUGUAGUGUGCUGGGUCGUCCAGAAGUCUCCCAGCCUGUCUAUUAUCGGCAACGUCAUGCAGAAGAAUUACCUCGUCCUGCACGACGUCCGCAGAUCGCUUUUGUCGUUCCAGCCGGCAAACUGCGACAGCUACAAAGCCACCGAGGCAUCAGGCUCGCCUCGUCCCAUGUAUCAAUUUUCUAUCACUAUGCUUCUAUGCUUCUAUAUCUACAAUAUGUAUACUUCAGUAUUUUGA
Molecule: messenger RNA, 1407 nt
Organism: Miscanthus lutarioriparius
Lineage: Eukaryota; Viridiplantae; Streptophyta; Magnoliopsida; Poales; Poaceae
Source: the annotation of a GenBank genome assembly